AUUCAUAUAUAUAUAACCGUUCAUUCACUUCAUAUGGUUGUACAAAAUUAGUUUUGCAAAGCAAGAUAUACAAUUUUGGACACAAGCAAUAUUGUUAUAUCGAAUGUUGCGUAAAUUUUAUUUAACUCCACAAAAUGCCAUCGCUAAAGGGUCAACGCAGAUUCAAUGUUUUUGUAUGCGAACGAAAUUGACCAAUGGUAAUGUGAUGCAACAGAGCAAAAUUCUUGAAAAAUUGUUUGGAAAUCGAUUGACGGGAAGUAAGAAGCGUUGGUACCCCUUGCAAAAUAUGAAUAGAGGUAUUCAGCAACCAAGCAUUGUAUUUCAAAGGUCUACAUUUGGAAAGUCUUUCCCGCAUACCACCAAACUUAACACCCGUCGUAUUUCCGUCUUGAACAAGUUGUUCAUGACAAACAUCACAGAUUUGCUGGCCACUGGAGCGGCUGCGCAAUCAAUUGUGGGAUUAGGACUGCAUGUGACCCGUGUGAAUAUUUCAGGCGACUUCUCCCACAUCAAUGUAUAUUGGCUGGGCCGCACAGAUGCACAAGAAAAUGCUCUUGAACCAGAGCUGUGGCGCUAUAGCAAUCAUCUCCAACAUGAGCUCACUCAACUGCGUCUUAUGGGUAAAAUGCCCCGGAUAAAAUUUGUUCGCGACCAGCCGGCUACGAAUCAUUUUCAACUGCAGGGUAUACUCUCAGAUCUAAAUUUUAAUAAACACUUUUUAAGAGAAAAGGCCAUGGACUAUUCGGCGAGACAGAAAGUUUUAUUAACAGACAUGAGUUGGCCCAAAAUGCGACAAGAUGUUCUUGACCUUAACCAUAACUGUAUUGUUGACAAGAUUAUUUCCAAAAUUCGCAAGCUUAAAGAAGCCUGGGUAAAUUAUUUACAAUAUUAAAGCGCAUAAAACGCUUAAUUUGCAAAUGCUCUUCCAAUAGAAAAGCGAAUCAACUUGUUUUUGUUAUUACAUUUUUUUUUAAUUUUAUGCAUGUAUCAAUAAAUAUACCAAUAGACUUGA
This is a messenger RNA of Drosophila obscura, 1012 nucleotides long. RefSeq lists its product as uncharacterized. The record is from RefSeq and is a predicted model, not a curated record. The coding region runs from base 104 to 892 and encodes 262 amino acids. Gene Ontology annotation, biological process: rRNA processing. The transcript has a single exon. NCBI's taxonomy places the organism in Eukaryota, Metazoa, Arthropoda, Insecta, Diptera, Drosophilidae.